This is a messenger RNA of Eleginops maclovinus (Patagonian blennie), 2209 nucleotides long. RefSeq names its product BUD13 homolog (gene bud13). The transcript is spliced from 10 exons. The record is from RefSeq and is a predicted model, not a curated record. Gene Ontology annotation, cellular component: RES complex; U2-type spliceosomal complex. Lineage: Eukaryota; Metazoa; Chordata; Actinopteri; Perciformes; Eleginopidae. Gene Ontology annotation, biological process: mRNA splicing, via spliceosome. Gene Ontology annotation, molecular function: RNA binding. Bases 319 to 1866 code for a protein of 515 amino acids.
CACUCUGUUUUUGUUCUGCAUGUUAUAAUAAAGACUAUGAAACGUGAAUCCUUUAGAAGGACGCAGCUAAAUCAUCACUGGUGUAACCAAUAGCCGCUUCAAAACUUGACAUUUUGAUAAACCCAGUAUUGUACAGUGACAUGGGAAAAAUGGCCAGCAUUUUUCUUAGAAAAUCAAUGAGUUGAAUUGAGUAGCCUGUGUGUAGACAGGUUGGAUUAAUUGAUUGUAGUAUCAACACAGCUCUAUCUGCAAGUCAUCUCGUUUUUGACUUAGCCUUUUUUGUCCUCCGUGCUGUCCGUAGUUUCCGACAACAUAACCAUGGCCGCUUCAGCUAAAGGUGCAGAACUGUCUAAAGCUGAGUACCUAAAACGUUAUUUAUCCGCUGACGAUGAUGGCAAGAAGUCAAAGGGGAAGCUUAAAAAGAAACGGCGUCCGGUUUCAGAUAAGAGACUUAAAAUUGUGGACGAUGACAUAGACUGGAAACAGAUGGUCAAAGAAGAAAGUGUGAUUGAAGAGGACGAAGAGGAAGCUCCUGUGAUUGCUGAGGUGAUUGACGAAAGACCAGCGGAUGUGAAACAGCUGGAAGCCUUCAGAACCAGCAAUAGGUGGAAAGUUAUUGGAGUUGAUGAAAACGACGAUACAGAAGAUGUCGAAGGAGGAGAUGAUCAACAGCAAGAGUCAGAGGAACCAAACAGGAGUCGCCAUGACUCUCCAGACGUAUCACCUCAAGGAAGAGUUCGCCAUGACUCCCCAGACACGUCCCCUCAAAGAAGAGUUCGCCAUGACUCCCCAGACACAUCCCCUCAAAGAAGAGUUCGCCAUGACUCCCCAGACACAUCCCCUCAAAGAAGAGUUCGGCAUGACUCCCCAGACAAGUCCCCUCAAAGAAGAGGUCACCAUGACUCCCCAGACUUGUCACCUCCUAGGCAGUCCAGGAAAUCAGGGAAGGCAGAAAUUAAAGAUUCAUCCCCCACCAGAAGAAAGCCCGGCUCUUCAUCAUCAAGUAAAAAACGUUCGCCAGCUACUCAGCGAUCAACACAGGGAAAAAGAGAUCAAAAUCGGCACGAUUCAGAUUCUGACCAGUCACCACCAAGAAAAAAGAUGCCGAAGGGAGAAAAUGCAGACUCGGACCAAUCCCCUCCAAGGAGGAAAACAAAAUUAAAACGGGGCUCUGAUUCUGACCAGUCGCCACCCAGAAGGCGAGCGCGGGGUGGAAAGGACUCUGAUGAAGAUCUGUCACCACCUCGUAGGCCUGGCCAGGGUCCAAGGAUGCUCUCUGGUGGCAAGUCAGGUCUGGUUUCAAUAGAUGUUUUAAGAAAGGAGCAGGAGGAGAACCGACGCAGAGAAAAACACAACCAACCACUGGAAGAUGAAUCACGCAAUGCUGAGACAGUGUUCCGAGACAAGACUGGUAAAAGGAGGGAUUUGGAGACCGAGAGAGAAGAGAAGCUGAAGAAAGCUGGAGAAAAGGCGGCAAAAGAUGAGAAAUAUGCUCAGUGGGGGAAAGGGUUGGCUCAGGGCCAGAUGUAUCAGCAGAAACUUGAGGAUGCUGUGGUUGAAGCCCAGAAGCCGCUGGCACGUCGGCGUGACGACGAGGAUCUUGACCGCCUGUUGAGAGAGAAGGAAAGGGAAGGAGAUCCAAUGGCUGCAAUGCUCAGAAAGAAAAAGGAGCGCAAUUUAAACACGCAUAACAAACCCAGAUAUAAAGGUCCUCCACCACCUCCAAACCGCUUCGAUCUUGCACCAGGUUAUCGCUGGGAUGGGUGUGACAGGUCAAAUGGUUUUGAACAGAAACGCUACUCGCGAAUCGCAGAUAAAAAGGCAGUCCAGGAUGCAGCCUAUAAAUGGAGUGUGGAGGACAUGUAAUGGGAAUCAGAUCUGGAGCCAAGCUGAAGUGCCGGACCAGUUGUACCUGGAACUAAACAUAAGCGAGAACAUCUGAUUCAUGCUGUUUAAAAAAACUGUGGAUAAGACUCAUCUACUCAACAGAACUGACAUUUCGAAUCGAUUGAGAAAAUUUUGUUGACCAUUAAAAAGUAAUGUAAUACUGUACAAUGGACAUCGGAUUAAAACAAAGUGAAAAAACAAAACAAUGAUUGUAAAUUGCAGUGAAGUGACAGCGUCUUUAUUAUUUUAUAAUAAUAAGUCAAUGUGGAGCCAAAAAAGAUGUGUUUUUCACUGUUUUAUUAUUAAAUAAUGCUUUUGUAAA